This is a messenger RNA of Eublepharis macularius, 3453 nucleotides long. It is a transcript of the gene INSIG1, whose product is annotated as insulin induced gene 1. The coding region runs from base 112 to 918 and encodes 268 amino acids. Gene Ontology annotation, biological process: SREBP-SCAP complex retention in endoplasmic reticulum; cholesterol biosynthetic process; SREBP signaling pathway. NCBI's taxonomy places the organism in Eukaryota, Metazoa, Chordata, Lepidosauria, Squamata, Eublepharidae. The record is from RefSeq and is a predicted model, not a curated record. Gene Ontology annotation, cellular component: endoplasmic reticulum; SREBP-SCAP-Insig complex. The transcript has 6 exons.
CGAGGGCGGGUCACGUGGCGCCGGGGCUCGCGGCUUUAUAAGCCUUUCAAGCGGAGGCCGCGACGCGCGGGAGAGGAGGCUGAGGGGGUAGCUGACCGGGCAAGAAAGCAAAUGGAGGAGCCGGUACCCAGGCUGGAGGAUCAUACCUGGAGUUGUUCCUGUACUGUUGGAGGAAGGCAUAAAACUCCCUUAGGUGGGACUGCCACUGGGCUGGCAGCCAGAGUGGGUGAAAUGCUGAGCUCUUCUGUCUCAAACUCUCCUCUCACAUUAAUGGCCCAUGGAGCCCAGAAGCCCAGCAGCAGCUCCAGCAGCAGCUUGAACUUGAGCCGGGACGUGGUGCAGCGGAGCCUGGUGCUCUUCUUUGUGGGCACUUUCCUGGCACUGGUGCUGAACUUGCUUCAGAUCCAGAGGAAUGUUACUCUAUUUCCGGAGGAAGUCAUUUCUACAAUCUUUUCUUCUGCCUGGUGGGUGCCCCCUUGCUGUGGGACAGCAGCAGCUGUUGUUGGCCUACUGUAUCCCUGCAUUGACAGUCAUCUUGGGGAGCCUCACAAAUUCAAGAGAGAAUGGGCCAGUGUCAUGCGAUGUAUAGCUGUUUUUGUUGGCAUUAACCAUGCAAGUGCUAAAUUGGAUUUUGCAAACAAUAUCCAACUCUCCUUGACGCUGGCAGCAUUAUCAUUGGGCCUCUGGUGGACAUUCGAUCGUUCCCGGAGUGGUCUGGGUCUUGGAAUUACAAUAGCUUUUCUAGCCACUCUGAUUACACAGUUUCUUGUCUAUAAUGGUGUUUAUCAGUAUACCUCCCCAGAUUUUCUUUACAUCCGAUCUUGGCUGCCAUGUAUAUUUUUCUCAGGAGGUGUGACUGUAGGGAACAUAGGACGCCAGCUGGCUAUGGAUGUCCCUGAGAAGCCUCAUAGUGAUUGAAUGUUGUGGCUCUGCAGUGCCUGUGUGAAGGCAAAAUGAAGAUGGGUUCCUGAGUCUGAACUGGGGUCAUUUUUCUUGAAUAACCUGUAUGAGCUCCAUGCACAAAUGACCAGUGAAGGAAUCUUAAUUCACCUAAGAGUGGCCAAGGGCUUACCUUGAUUUUUCAGAGACAAAUCUAUACUUGGCUCUUCUGUGGAAGAAUUCCAUAGAGACUUAAUGCAUAGCAAACCAUGCUUGGUGGCAGCGGUCCCAGGCGCUAGGUUCCAGAUCAAGUCAUUGAAACAGCUGCCAUAUUCCAAAGCCUUGAAACAAAACUUAAUUGUAAGCUUUGUGCAAGUGCCCAAAGAAGGUUGACCGUACACGCUGGAAGGUGAAGUACAUGGAUUUCAUAGGAAAUAGUAUUUAUCCAACUGUCCUUUUAAGAUAGAGUUGUCAGAGGAUCAGAGUAAGAAUACAAUCACUCAGGCGCUGUGUGAAGGAACAACAGCCACAGGCACAAUCUGGUGGAAGGUACUGCUUUGCAGGCCCCACUAAAAUGGGAAGGAGAAGGGCCCUGUUCUUUCAGUGGGUCUUGCGCAGGAGAACUGGUUUGGAGUUCUGCUUUGACUUGUGUGGGUUUUUUUGGAGUACCAGAUCUCUUGAGAAAGUAAAGCAAACUAUCUUGUUAAUAAAGAAGCAAUAAGUCCAUCAGCUGCUUGUUGGACUGGCUGGCCCCUUCUUUCUUGCUGUCAAAUGUACACAGCCAAAAUCAAUUCUUGUUCAGCAGCUUUCUUUGUUGCAUCUCCAUAAAGGAAGCCCUUAAGUCCCUUUUUUUAAAAAAAAUCAGUCCUCAGAGUACUACAUGUUCUGGACAGGAGGGGAUUCUUACCUGAUCCCUGUUGAGUUUUCUGGGAGUCGUUCUUGGUUUGGAGACUCCAACUACAGCUGCCAUGAAGGAAGCAGAGCAGGCCAAAAGUGUUACUUCGUGCUUCUUAUCAGUGAACUUUGGUUUCACACUGUUUCUGAAAAGAUCAUUACUCUGUUUUUAUAAAAUUAUUUCUCAACCCAAUACAACUUGCAAUCUGUGAUUGCCUUGUAAAGAAGAAGUGCUUACAUCACUGUGUUAAACAUCUCGGGUGUCUAAAUAGUUGCAUAGGCAGCACAAUGGUAAUUUUCAUAAUGUAGGCCGCAGUUGACCUAAUUAACAAGUAUUGGGUCUCAAAUUUUAGGUGCAAUGUACAGUUGAGAAAUCUGAGCCUUGUAGUCUCUCCUCAGACCAUGGGGAGAUAUUAAUCUCAUUUCAAUGCAGCGCAGAAGUAAAAAUCAGCAAUAAUUCAAUUAGUAAUGCUAGCUCAUACCUACUGCUAAAGAAAUGCUCCAGUUCUGAGCUUGUGGAGUGCAAGGGAGCUCUUGCUACACUGCCUUCUUUUGUACUGGGCAAUUGGGUCUUCCUCCAUUUCCAACAUCAUAUGGCUUCCAGUCUAGACAGUAACAUCUUUUUUGGGCCACAAACUGAAGUUGUAUUCUUCCCUGUUAGUUUCUUUUUUUCAAGGAAGCCCAAAGCAGUGUCUCUCUAAAUUUAUGCUGCUUUCUGAGCCAGCCAACUUGGUGAUGUGCAUGAGCCUAGCCUUUGUGCACAGCCACACAUGUGAAGCCUAACCCAGCAAUGGCAUUAGAAGAUGGUCUCCCACCCCCACCCCAUUAGUUCUGGCUGCAAUGCUAAAAAUUCCACUGACGGGAGGAAAAUGUCUCUGGUGUGCCAGCUACAGAAUCUUCGCCCGACCUGAAACAUUGUGUUCUCCCCCUCUGCUCCUCAGUGUGGGGUGCUUUCCUAGUUACAAUUUGAAAACUACCCAAAUGCUGGAAGUGAUUUGGGUUUUCUGUGUGUUUGUUUGCAAUGAAAAGGUGAUAGGGAAGUCAUGUGCAAAGCACUGUGAAGUAGUUUCUCUGAAGUAUGUGACAUUCCUCAGUAAUACAUUGUAGAUUACAGUCUUGAACCCUUUUUUUAACCUCCCAUUGGCUUUUAAAGGUUUUGCAAUUUGAUUAAAGCAGGUAGGUUACAUGUUCAUCAUGAUGUUUUCUCUGCUCGUUUAAGCAGGCUUGUGUGGAUGGCAUUAGUCAACACAAUUAUGCCUAUGCAAACCUGUAUUCAUUGAAGGCAGAUUUCAGCCGAUGUGUUCCGUAACUUCAGUUUUAAUUGCCAUUGCACAGGAAGCAAAGAAGUGCUUUGAGAUGUUCACACACACCUUGUACCAGAUAUAACUAAAAAGGACAAUUCUGAGUGUAAAUAUGUAAUCAAAGAAAAUAGUAUUUUAUUUGUGAAGGUUGGAAAUCUGUGUUUUGACAAGGUGGCCAAAAUACAUGUCAGAAGUUCAAUCUUGCCAAUAUUUGUAUGUAUCUGAACCAAAGUGAUCAGAGUUUGUGUUACAAAGAAAAGUAUGAGGGGGGAAACUUGCACUAUUCUUGACUGGCAUCCUUAAAGUCUCAGACUGGAUCGGCUUUCAACUGUGGUGUGCGUAUGUAUGUGUGUUUUUAAUUAUUAAAGGUUUAAAUCAA